Fulvia fulva is the source of this 2064-nucleotide messenger RNA. RefSeq lists its product as uncharacterized. Lineage: Eukaryota; Fungi; Ascomycota; Dothideomycetes; Mycosphaerellales; Mycosphaerellaceae. The record is from RefSeq and is a predicted model, not a curated record. Bases 1 to 2064 code for a protein of 687 amino acids. The transcript has a single exon.
AUGGAUGUUUUGAACUAUUGUAGCGAGUAUCUAAGAGCGAAGGAUGUCCCAGAUGCUAACGAAGCACCAAUUGAGGGCUUCAAGAAAUCUACGAAGUGGUGGAAGAAAAGACCCGGCAGCAAGAGCAAGACCAACGGCGAGCAGAAGCCCGAGACCAAGCUCGUUAAUAGUGCCAUCCAUCACCACACCGUGGCUUCUUUGAUCGCUUUCGCCCAGAUUGAAAAGUGCUAUCUAUGUCGAGAGCUUACGAAGAGUCUCCAAAGACGCUGUCCGCGAGCCUUCGAGGUUCAAAAUCUCUCGAAUUACCGCACUGAGAUCUGUUGGAAGCAAUGUUCCAAAGCUGACCAGGAGAUCACGCUCUACUUUGUUCUUGCGCAUCCGACUGCGAAGCGUGAUGUCUGGAAUCCAACGCACUACUAUCGUGCCAAACUAUGGCCGAAGCAGACCUUCGGGAAGCAUUUCGACGAUCCCAAGUCGAAUUUGCCCGCAUUGGAGUCCAUCGGCAGUGGGUCAGAGAGGUCUGUUGCACUAGCGUUACAAUGGUUGGCACGGUGUCGUGCCAAUGUGGAUGGGAAGCACACACAGUGCAAAGACCAGACCAAGAACUUCCGCCAUCCUAACCGAGUUCUCGACGUCUUUACAACGUUGUCGACAAACAGACUCAAGCUCGUAUCACCCGUAUCUGAAGUAGAUCUGUUCUCUCGGGACAGAGACUUCAUCACAUUGAGCCACUGCUGGGGGACCUGGGGAGCAGAACACAGCCCAAAACUUACAUCUCAAAAUAUCAGAAGCAGAUUCAGCAUCGGACUUGACCUAGACAAUACGCCAAAGACAUUCCGACAAGCCCUCGAAAUCGCCAACUGGUUCGGCGUCCGGUGGCUCUGGAUCGACUGCCUCUGCAUCAUCCAAGACUCCCUGGAAGACUGGCUCCUCGAAGCAAGUCUCAUGGCCGACAAUUACAAGAAUGCCCUUCUGAACAUCUCAGCCGAUGCAUUUGAUGACGCGCGCAAAGGCUGUUUUGUCGAUAGAGAUCCCUUGGACAUCACGCCUAUAGAGACUCAUGCGUCAAACCUUGACCAGAGCUGGUAUGUCAUCCCGACAGACCACCACCUUUUCGACUGGAUGGACAACGCACCCUCCUUCUCCCGCGCCUGGAUUCACCGCGAGCGCCAACUCUCCCGUAGGAUUCUCCACUUCACAGGAAAGGAGAUCGUAUGGGAAUGCUGUGGUACGGAUAAAGCCGGAUUUGCCAGUGAGAUGUUCGCGAACGGCGCUCCCUUCACUCGAACAUUCAACCGGGAGAAUAAAUUCCAGAUAUGUGAUGUCCUGAACGAAGACAUUGAUCCUACCGAUAUCCACGCGACCUGGAACGACGUAUGUGAGAACUUGUCACGCAAACGACUCACAAAAGCGACCGAUAUGCCAAUCGUACUCUCCAGCAUCGCAGAGGAAUUCGAUGCAAUCCCGCCCGCUGGAGAGGUAGAGUACGUAGGUGGCCUCUGGAAAUCCGAGUUCCCUGAGUGUCUGCUCUGGGACUCAUCAACACACUUCCGCAAGUCAGAAGAGUACAUUGCGCCUUCAUGGUCGUGGCUUUCUGUCGCUGCACCCGUGAAGCUGAAUCAUCGGGUGGUGCCGUUGCAGUGGUGGCAGGAUGCUGUCGUAAGGGUUGAGGAUAUCGAGCUGGAGUUGAAGUAUCCUAAUCAGCCAUUUGGACGGUUGGCGAGUGGGGUCUUGACGAUGGAGGGGCAUCUAAGGCGGAUUAGGUUGAGUUUCAAGGAAGGUGGAAAAGGUUCUUUCGACCUGAGCGUGUACGAUGAUCAGACUCUGCGACAUAUCGGGUCUUCUUGGGAUGACUACAUCGGCGACCUUUGCAGGAUCAGUAUGGACGACAUGAUUGACUCGAUGGAAUUCGACUACUUCUGCUUGUUCGUGACGAUUCAGCAGUGGAAGGAUGUCGAUACAUCAAGAAGCAUUGCGUGUCUGUUGCUCGAAGCUACAGAAGAAGGACACAACAAUGGCGACACAUAUCGGCGCAUCGGGACACUCGAUCUAGAAGAUCUAUAG